This is a messenger RNA of Nicotiana tabacum (common tobacco), 1371 nucleotides long. RefSeq lists its product as uncharacterized. The record is from RefSeq and is a predicted model, not a curated record. Lineage: Eukaryota; Viridiplantae; Streptophyta; Magnoliopsida; Solanales; Solanaceae.
AUGCCGUUGAAUGUGCAGCAGCAGAACAAGCCAACUCAGUUUGGUGGCACAAAGAAGCUUUUACGCCGCCGGAUAUGCAAGCAUACGGCGGAGCCGGCUCCUUUCAUCAGAUUUGGCCCAUUAUAUAGUCCAGAAAUGGACGAUUUUCGAGCCGCGAAGGAAAAACUUUGGCAGCAUAUUUUGCGAACCCCUUCUGGAAAUGAAGAAAAAAACAAGGCUUUAUACAUAUCUUCAAUCAGAUCAAUCGAAAAAGAAGCAAGAAAUAGUUAUGACUCCACCGACAGAAGUUUUGCCGAAAUGACAGGACAUGAGUUCAGGAUGAUAAUGAUACAAGAUAGUUGUUUUUUCAUACAACUGUCCUUGUUUUUCCUUGGUAUCCACAACCAUCUUCCGGAUCAUGAAUUCUUCAGAGAAAUUUCACACAACAGAGUCAAGAAACGUAAAUGCAUUGCAUCUAUGUUUCAUGUUGGCAACCAAAUCCCCCUGCUGGUUCUCAAACAAAUCAUAAAUCAAGACUAUUUCCAGAAGAUCAUAGCAAAUGGCAGCUACGAGAAACCCGAGUCCGAUCUAGCUAAGAUGGUCUUUUACGAGUUUGUAUUGUUGCUGGGGUUGAAAACUGGGAUGAGAAUCCCUAUUUGGGCGUGGGAAUUGCAGUAUCAACCUUGUGAUAUUCUCCACGGACUCCACCUGCGACUUCUUGGACCAGAAAACAACAUUAAAGACGAAAGCGAAGAUGAUUCAGAUGAUGAACUUGAUUUGGAAGCCGGCAACAGCGGAACUGAUUCAUUACUCGUGUUGACCAACACGAGUAAUAAUCAGACCUGUGGGUGUACAACUGAACAGAAAAGAGAGUUUAAAAGUGCUUCAGAGUUGAACCAAGCAGGCAUAAAAUUCGAGGUCGUAGAGCGAAGAGGAAUCAAAGUGAUAAGGUUCAAAAGAUGGUUUUAUCCAUUCGAUCCUUGUUUAUCCUUGCCUCCAUUCUUAGUUGAUGCGCAUACUAAACUACUAUUUCAAUCUCUGAGAAAUUAUGAGGCUGCUCAAAAAUUUGAUGAGAAUCAACGCGAGUUGACGUCGUAUUUGAGAUUCAUGCACGAGUUGAUUCAAACAUCUGAAGAUGCCAGAGUCCUUCAUUUGGAUGGAAUUAUACAAGGAAGUUGGAAACAUACAGAAAAAGUACCAAGAAUUCUUAAGGAAGUUGCUGGUGAAGAGGAGAUCACUUGUCCCAAACUCCGACUUGCAAAAUUCCAAGUCAACUAUUUUGAUCGUCCGCCAUGGGUCAAUACAAUUUCACAAUACUUUACAUUAAUUUUCGCCCUCACAUUCCUCCAAACAUUUUACACUAUGUACGCUUACCACAAACCAAAUUCAUAA